AGAAUCAUGCCAGAAUCGACAUCAAUAUAUUAAUUUUCAAUGUUAAUUUUGUAAACAAUUUUAUUGGUAUAUUCAUGAAUUUAUUACAAUUGGAUAUUAUAAAGUGACGUCCUUAUAAUGCCUAUUUGACGGUCGCCAUUUUGGUUUCCCACUGUGACCAGGUACAUAGGUUGUCAACGUUAUUCUUGUAUUUACAGUGUUUGUGCCAAAAGUGUUUUAAUUCAGGACUUUAAAGUACAUUUCAUAUUGAAAGAAAGUCCAAGGAACAUGCCUAAUUGCAGUGUUGUAGGUCAAAUUCGACCAAACACGUUACACCGUUACGUAUUAUUAUUAUGCGAAUAUACCAAACAAUACAAUAAAUGCUUAAAUUUUGUUUUAUAAAGCAUUUCUUGUAUUGUUUGGUACUUCAUGUCCAAACUUCAUGCUCAUUAUUAUUUGCCGGCAUCUUCAUCGAAAUACGUGCGCUCCGUGUGACAGCUACCAACCGACUGAUCGAGAUAAUCGAGAAAUUGCCCUGAUCGCGCUACACACGCGACAACGUGCAGGGCGGGACAAUCUAGUAACCAAGGGUGGUCUCGCGCUACUGCCGCCCUGCCGCAGGCCCGAUUCAUGAAAUGGGGCAAUUUGCAACUUGCCUACACACAUCACAGUUCAGGAGGCAAUUAAGGGUCAUCCCCACUCUUACACCCUAGAUUGUCCCUGCGGUAGGCAUGUCAGUAGGCGCUUUUAGAAUGUGUUACACCUACAUUAAUAAUAAUGGAGAUUAGUCACCAUGGGAAUUGUACCCUUUGCCUUUUCCUGAAAGGGAGAACGUUAAAAAAAAUGAGUGACAGUGGUCAGCUGUGUGUGUGUGUUUGGUGCUGUGCUGUGUGCUGUGUGUCAGUUUCCAUCACAUGCAAGAGAUUUUAGGUUAAAUUUUAUUAAUUAACAUGUUUAAAAAAUAGGUACUAUAAAUAUUUUCUUCCAAGUAAUAAAGUGGGUUCUGCCUCAUAUUUAUGUUAUUAACUUAUGCUGGACAAUGGAUUUUGCAAGAAGGCAACUCGAAAAAUAUGGCUGGUCUGACGGAAAAGGUUUAGGCAAGAACGAAAAUGGGAUAUCUGAAGCACUGAAGCCCAAAUUAAAACGAAGUGUGGCAGGUAUUGGGCAUGAUGCAGCAGCUGACUUUACAGAACAUUGGUGGUCACAAUUAUAUGACAAGGCUGCUAAGAAUGUGGAGGUGGAAGAAAAGAAUGGAAAAACUAAAAGAAUCAGAACAAAAGAUGCAGGGGAAUUUGAAAUCACAAAUAGUACAUGGAAAAUUAAACGGAAACACAAUAAAAAUGAGCCCAUGGGGCAGUAUUCUGAGCAUUUUGUUAAAAAAGCAAUUUUAGAUAAAGGUGGUGUUAAAAUGGAGAAUAUAUCUGAUGCAGAAGAAGAAGAAGAGGUGGUUAAGAAAGAUGUGUUUAAAAUGACUGAUGAAGAGUUGUUUGCGGCAUGUGAAGGAAGGACUGCUCAUAAGGGUGCCCGUCAUGGGUUGAAAGCUACAGGAAAAUUAGCAAGAAUAGCUCAACAGGAGCAACUGUUGUUGAGUCAACCAAAGUUUAAUGGUUAUUCACAUUCCAAAAACCUUGUUAAAGAAAAAGUAUCUGUUAAUGACCUACAAGUAGUUGAAGAUAUCAGCCUUAACAGUGAUGUAGAUGUUACUGUCACAAAGAAGAAGAAAAAGAAGAGAAAACGUUGCAGUAGUCUAAAUAAUAAUUGUCAAAUAAAUAUUGAUCAGCCUAAAUCCGAAACACUUUUGCAUGAAGAUGAUAAGAAAGAAAUAAAUGAGUCUGAAAAUGUCCAUGAAAGUAAUGGUGCAAAGAAAUCAAAGAAAAAGCUGGACGAAAUAAAAGAUGGAGUACUGAUUGGUGAAGACAAAUAUGGCAACAAAUAUUUCGAAAAUCCUCGCUUUUUCUAUGGAAGAAACCGUUGGGUUGAGUAUGCCGAUAAAUACCAUAUGAACUACGAUGCUAGUCAAGUUCCCGCUGAAUGGUAUGGAUGGCUGCACUACAAAACUGACCUUCCACCGCACCAGGAUCCCAGCCGCCCAAAGUAUAAAUGGAUGAUGGAUGCUACUGAGAACCUUUCGGGGACGACUGGCCAAUACACUCCUUACAGCACCACCAGACCGAAGAUCGAACCUUGGGUCCCAAAGAAAGCUGGACAGUGAAUACACAUACGACAUAGAUAUAAGUAGAGAAUGAAAUAAAAUUAUUUAUCAAUUAGAAUA
This is a messenger RNA of Chilo suppressalis (striped riceborer), 2251 nucleotides long. Lineage: Eukaryota; Metazoa; Arthropoda; Insecta; Lepidoptera; Crambidae. The record is from the annotation of a GenBank genome assembly.